AUGCCUGAAAAUCAGAUAGAAAAGCAAGAAGUGCAAAUAGGGUUCUAUGAAAUGUAUAAUUUUCCCAGGGUAAUUGGAGCAAUCGAUUGCACACACAUAAGGAUACAGUCUCCAAAGAGCGACAUAGGAGAACAAUUUAGAAACCGAAAAGGUUAUUUUUCUUUUAAUGUACAAGCAGUAUGUAACAGUAAAAUGGAGAUAACAAAUAGAGUGGCAAGAUGGCCGGGUUCAGUUCAUGAUAGUACAAUUUUUGACAAUAGUUUAGUACGUGCCCAAUUUGAAAAUAAUGAGUUUGAAGGCUGUUUUCUGCUCGGUGAUGGAGGUUAUCCAUGUAGGAAUUAUUUAAUGAUACCAUUACUGAAUCCUACUACAAAUUCUGAAUUAAAAUAUCAGAAAUCCCAAAUUGGAACCAGAAAUAUUAUUGAGCGUGUAUUUGGUGUCUUAAAAUGA
Molecule: messenger RNA, 450 nt
Organism: Macrosiphum euphorbiae (potato aphid)
Lineage: Eukaryota; Metazoa; Arthropoda; Insecta; Hemiptera; Aphididae
Source: the annotation of a GenBank genome assembly